Messenger RNA from Penicillium atrosanguineum, 2847 nucleotides. RefSeq names its product DUF2293 domain-containing protein. The record is from RefSeq and is a predicted model, not a curated record. Lineage: Eukaryota; Fungi; Ascomycota; Eurotiomycetes; Eurotiales; Aspergillaceae. The transcript is spliced from 5 exons. Bases 1 to 2847 code for a protein of 948 amino acids.
AUGGCCCGGGUUGUCAGGAGGGCCGCGUCGGCUUUGGCCAGGCGCGCUCCUAGUCGGGCCGUUCAGAGGAGAGCUCGCAAGCAUAAGGUGAUCAUGGAGUCUGUCACUCAGGAGAAGAAGAAACUCCGAACUGUGAUUUCUUUCGAAGCUCGAGCGCCCAGUGGUUACACCUUCAUACCAGCUGGAAAUCCACUUCUCACCACCACAUGUAAGGAGCGGUGCCGAAAAGAAGGUCUCCAGAUACAUGCGGUCUCGACAACCCCGCAUGCAAAUACGCACAACCUAUCGCAACACGUCCAUCGGAUAGGGUUUCAUUUCCCAAGUACCGUGGUUGCAACCGCCUGCUCAGAACUGGGUCUGUAUCUCACAAGUGCAGGGAAGGCGGUGCCUUUUCACAACCUUGGCAAUCUGGACCAUCCGCCGCAAGCGGACUCCGAGGUUUCCCAACUCACCAUCAAUACGGAGGCAAGAGAUGCGAUUAAAGAUUUGUUCCCAAACGUUCCGCAGAGUGAUUUAUUCCAGAUCAUCAAAACUGCUUUUCAGAAGGGUCAACAGAAAGUCGGCACGGCUCCAGGUUUACCUUUGGCUCGCCGAGCACAAUUAGCCGUGGUUGCGCAUAUUCGACAUGUCUACACUGACUAUGAUCGUCUUUUGAAGCAGAAGUCUUUCCACGAAGCAAGGGCAGCGGUCGAGCAAACUACUCUGAUAAAGGUCAUCCAGUGGCGCGGGGAUGACGAAAAUGGCCAGACCGUUCUGGAGGAUGUCUUCCGUGAGGUGAUCGUCAUUUCCGAUGAUGAAGAUAGCGAGACGGAAGAGGAGAUGACAUCCGCCACGAACACCCGAGAUCCGAGCGUGGAAUAUCUAUCCAAUAAUGACCGAUUCCAGGAUGUUCAAACCCAACCGGUCAAUAUCGGAAUCCCUUCAAAUGAAGACCUUGCGAAAGAGCUGUCUGAAGAGGCACCCCCUGGGUUCCGGUUUGUGGCCAGGGUGCCGGCCAAGAAGACCAUCGACCGUCGAGGUUUCAGCAGGUAUCAAGCGUGGAAUCGUGCUUUGCAUCGUUUCCGCGCCGAGGCACAGGGUACCGAACAGGCCCAUCUUGGCGAAGCUCCGCCUGAACAGCAAAGCCCACGUAACGCGAAGCGAUGUGCGGAUGCGCAAGAAUUAUCAGACCCAGUCAUGCGACGGGACAUCGCUCCCAAGUCCGUGGGAUUCGUCUCCAGAGCCGAUCCAGGUCCCAUACAGGCCAACCGCCCAGCACAGCAAAUGUCUGGCGUUCCAUCAGCGGAUAAUCCGAGCGGCAAGAAUCAUGUAGGUACACAGGAAAGACAACUUCCUUUGGAAAGCCAACGAGCAUUUUCUCAAUACGGGUCUGGUGGAAGGCCUCUCUCACUAACCGCCCAGGAGCCAUUUGACAUCCGUCCUAUGGAGAGGAACCCUCGCCCAAGCGGCAACGUCAUCUACCCUCAGAAUAACUCUCAUGCAGAAGCGGGUUCCAAUCUUCGGACUGAAAGGUUUCAUAUCCCGUCUAAGGUCAGAGCGAAUGCGCCUGUCUUUGUUAGCGGACCCAAAGAGCUUCAACCGAUUAGCGAGACCCAAGUUGGAUCCCGGCCCGAACUACCCCUUUCUUAUUUAUCCAGCUCAGGGCCCAUUCCACAGGACCAUGCUUUACCAUCGAUUGAAACCCCCUGGCCUCUGGAAAAGCGGCUUGUGGAAGGCCGACUAGAACAGAUGACGAAGAGGAUGUCUCUUCGUUCCGUAACCCCGGUUCACCACCUCCAGGGAGAUUCCUCCCAUCAUGGAAAUGCUGGGCCACCGGAUAGCCCCGAUGAUCUAAAUGUUAAGAGAAGGCGCAUAGCACAUUACGCCCGUCGCCCAGAUUCGCGCCCCGAUACCUGGAACACAAGACCCAACGGAGUCCCAGUCUCCCAAGGAUUGAGCCCAAGAGGUCAAUAUCGCCGUGAGGAAAUCGUCCCAGAGUACUGCUCGCAGGACCCGCCUUACUUUCGACGAUAUUAUUUCCCACCGGCGGAGCAGCCUCUGGUUGCAGGAUACCCACCAGAAAGGAUACCGGUUGCCCUUGCCGCUGCACAAGUCAGCCAGGAUGGGAGACCACCAAUGGAACGGAUGCGUAUUAUCGAUCCUCAUCAGCAGGCCUCAACGCAUCGCCCUCCCCCGGCGUUUUCUGGACCAAAUGGCAGCUAUGCAGGAGGCGACCGCACAACCAGGGUUGCACAAGAAAUUUCCCGUCCUGAAACUCGUCCUGCCUACUAUUCUGAUCGUAGCCCCCGCAUGGACCGAGCCCGACCCUCGACGCUUGAAGAGCCAUACGCCCCUAUUUGGAAGCCCUAUACUGAUCGUGACCAUCUAUUCCAUGAGGUUCCUCCCGGAGGCAAGCAGUAUGCGGAUGGUUUCGUUCGUCACGUUGAUAUCCGCGAGGCUCGUCCGGUCGAGUACCUGAUUCAACGUCCGAGGCCUCAGCCUACCCACCCGGGAGAGAAUCUCACUCAGCCUGCCAAGAUGAGGAUGCCCGAUCACUAUGAUACCAUGAGAUUGUCUCAGGCCCGAGCUUCCUCGGAGCAAUAUCAGCCUCCCAGUCCCCGGGUAGUAGCUCAAAAGUCUCAUGAUCAGCUCUACCGCCGCCCCGAGGUUGUUCCUGGAAGUCACAAGCCGCAUGGAUCUCCUCGCCAAAGACGCCCUGGUAGUGGGUUGAGCACCACGCGCCGGGUUCAUGCUCCCCGAUCGGUUCAAAUGGCGGAACAGAACCGCCCAAUUUACGUCCAACGAGUUGAAUCGCAACCGCCGCAACAGACUGUUCCGGACGGAAGACAUGUGGUCAUUGUGGAUUGA